Botrytis cinerea B05.10 is the source of this 1709-nucleotide messenger RNA. RefSeq lists its product as hypothetical. NCBI's taxonomy places the organism in Eukaryota, Fungi, Ascomycota, Leotiomycetes, Helotiales, Sclerotiniaceae. The transcript has 2 exons. The record is from RefSeq and is a predicted model, not a curated record. Bases 60 to 1490 code for a protein of 476 amino acids.
GAGAGCCGAAAACGGAACUGUAUUGACAAAGAAUUCUAGCUUGUCAUUUAUUCACUGCCAUGCUUCAACAAAAUCUCAUUCUAUCACUGAUUGGCAAAUAUAUCAAACUUAUUCCCAAUAGUACUCAUUUGCAAAGGGAAUUAAAAAUUUCAAGAAUGGCUCACCAGGGAGGCACACAAGGAAGCGGUGAUGGGCGAGGAGGCUCACAAGCAGCUUGGGGUCGCGGUGGCACUGCAAGAGGUAAUGAGUCAGGGUUGAGACGCAGUGGCUCUGGGAGAGGUGAUGGGCUAGCUAGUGCACCUAGCGGGGCAGCAAGAGGUAUGCCAGCUCUCCCGCUAGGUAGGGGUAAUGAGCCAGCUCGGGGUCGUGGUCAUGCUGGAACACUUUCGGCUAGUAUGUCAUCUUUGUCAUUAGAUAACAGGCCUGCAGCUGGAGCCCUUACCCCAUCCGUGAUCAUGCCGACACCGCAGGGCCGAGGCCAGCCUGCUCCCUUAAAAGGAACAGCGCCUGCCUUCCAGCCAGGGGUACCAUUGGGUGGAAUUCCCGUCCCACCAAAACCGCCCUCUGAACAACCUGCAGUAACCACAACUGCACCUUUGCCCCCCCCUGGACAGGUUGUUCCUUUGCCCGAUUCUAGGAUGGAACUUCCAUAUGAAGGUCAUGAACUUCCUCGGUUUCCUCAUGAACCUUGGGAACAUGGGAAAGCAAUGCUAGACAACCCAUUUUGGUACGAUCCAGUUCCUAGCACCAUCAUGGUAGACGACGUAGAGAGGCCGAAGCUUGAUAAGAAGCUUUAUGAAGCUGUGGGUGACAAACAACCCGAAUGUAAACCGCCCCCAUUAUAUAACGAUGCAAUAAUGCAAACAGCGCCAUACAAAAGAAUGGAGCGGUACGGAUCGGCACAUUUGCCAGGUGCUUACCAUCAUGGGGACGUAAUUUGUGCAGUAGAGCACUACCCCGACUUUACCAGAACAAUCCCGGAAAAAAAUGAUAGGUACCGAACUGACACAGUGUUUGGACCUGUAUUUUCGAAAGAACGUAAAUAUAUUGUUCUUCAAAAAUAUCGCGAGCAUUGUGUUGUCAUACCAAUAUUUACUCACACAGGAAGAGGCCUUGCUGGCAAGCCGCCGGCGGUAAGGGAUCAUUAUAUCUCAAUACGAGAUGGAGACCGACCUAAUCAGGCUCCACCAGAGAACAUUCACGGCAAUCUCCAGACACAUAGAUACCCAGAAUUUCAAGACCGGCGAGAUCGACGGAGGGUUCCAAAUUUCCACAUUAUGUCCGAUAAAUCUGCCGCUUAUUUCGUUUAUCCAAUAUGUCAUAGAUAUUCAGUGCCAUGUAUCUUCGAGUCGAGAUUACGGACAGAUAGUCUCGAUUACCUCUUACAUAUCUAUCUGGACUUUGGUCCGAAUCCGUCCCCUGCAUAUUUCACGCAUAAACCGCAUCGUCGGAUUACAGAUGCGGGGGACAAUAUAUCACAAGGGGUAUAGCAAGGUUAUCUUGACCUCUGUAGCACCAAAGACGAAUAAUUUAGAACAGGGCUGUGCACCAAAAGGAUACGACACCUUGAAAGCAGGCCGAACUUUGAAAAUUAAAGAUACUUCAAAACGAUUUGGUGUAUAUAUAGUAUAUGUAAAAAGUAAACUGGAAAGGAAGGUGGAGAUCUGGAUACUCAGGCUUUGGGGUAAUGUGUACAGCCCACACCCCGA